UGAGAUAUGACUUUGAUACUCUGAACACACUUUGAUAAUCUGAUUACAAGAUUUUCCUGAACGAAGCUUCUUCUCUUAAUCCUGUAGUGACCAUGGCCGUUCUUAAAGUAAAAUUCACCAAAACCAAGCGAGACAAACUGGCUCAAAUCCUAUGGAUUCUCAACUGGUUUUCUGUGAUAUCUGGUGCAGUUGUGUUCAGCCUUGGACUCUUCCUAAAGAUUGAAAUAAGGAAACGCAAGGAAGUGAUAGCGAAAUGGGAUAUUAACUCUGUUCCAAAUACUUUAAUUUCUAUUGGAGCCAUUGUUUGCAUGAUCAACUUUUUUGGAGGUAAAAUAUGUUAUGACUGCACGGAUGCCAAUAAAUUUAACCGCUGGAAGCUGAUCAUGCUCCCUUAUAUGUAUGCACUCUGUUUUACCUUCUGCAUCUUUGUGGGUGCUAUUCUGUGCUAUACUAUGAGAAAUGAAUUAGAAGAAUCUCUAUCUGGGAUUGGGAAUGCUAUUAAAUUCUACAAAGAUACAGACAUUCCUGGAAGAUGCUUUUUGAAGAGAACUAUAGACACUUUACAGAUCAGAUUCCAGUGCUGUGGAAACAGGUUUAGGGAUUGGUUUGAAAUUCAGUGGGUAUCACCUCGUUAUCUGGAUAUGACUUCAGAGGAUGUUCUAGACCGCCUAAAAGGUAAUAUUGAUGGGAAAUUCUUGGUGGAUGGAGUUCCCUUCAGUUGUUGCAAUCCUAACUCCCCCCGGCCCUGUAUCCAGUACCAACUCAGAAACAACACUGCUCACUACCGUUAUGAUUUUAUGACAGAAGAACUUAACUGGAUGAAAGGAUGCAGGGAAGCCCUUCUGGAUUAUUACACUGACAUCAUGAGGUCCAUUGGCAUCACCACGUUUGUCGUUUGGGUGUUUGAGCUACUGGUCCUCAUUGGAGUUCGUUAUCUUCAAACAUCAAUGAGGAAUCUUCUUCUACAGGUGGAUCCACUCUGUGACUCUGAUGGCUGGUUAUUUGAAAACAGUUUUGUGGAAAUUGCCAUGUGGAACAUCACCAAAAUUAACCAUCUUGGCAAAGGGAACCAAGUAUCAAGUGCUUUGGAUAAUUCUAAUAUGUGUUUGCACUGCAAACCACAAUUCAGAAAAUACUACCCCCAAAUAUAUCCCUGCAGCUUAACUGAAUAUAAUACUAAAGAAGUGACAACUGCAUCACAAUGUAUAAAAACAUGGCUGCCAACGUAUCAAAGCAGAAAGAGGUAG
Molecule: messenger RNA, 1247 nt
Organism: Thamnophis elegans (Western terrestrial garter snake)
Lineage: Eukaryota; Metazoa; Chordata; Lepidosauria; Squamata; Natricidae
Product: photoreceptor outer segment membrane glycoprotein 2-like
Biological process (GO): visual perception
Cellular component (GO): membrane
Source: RefSeq, a predicted model, not a curated record